Molecule: messenger RNA, 1077 nt
Organism: Coregonus clupeaformis (lake whitefish)
Lineage: Eukaryota; Metazoa; Chordata; Actinopteri; Salmoniformes; Salmonidae
Product: vacuolar protein sorting-associated protein 29
Exons: 6
Coding region: 81-641 (186 amino acids)
Biological process (GO): intracellular protein transport; retrograde transport, endosome to Golgi
Cellular component (GO): retromer complex; endosome
Source: RefSeq, a predicted model, not a curated record
UUGCAUGACUCUGUCACUGCCUACGUCAUUACGUUUUCGUGGGUAGCUGCUUCCUGAAGCCCAACACAGCAAAAUAGACGAUGGCUGGUCACCGGUUGGUCCUGGUGUUAGGUGACCUGCACAUCCCCCACCGAUGCAACUCCCUACCAGCCAAGUUUAAGAAGCUGCUGGUGCCAGGCAAGAUCCAGCACAUCCUCUGUACAGGAAACCUCUGCACCAAGGAGAGCUAUGACUACCUAAAGACACUGGCUGGGGACGUACACAUCGUCAGGGGAGACUUUGAUGAGAACCUAAACUACCCGGAGCAGAAGGUGGUGACAGUGGGUCAGUUUAAGAUCGGCCUGAUCCAUGGGCACCAGGUGAUCCCCUGGGGGGACAUGGCAAGUCUGGCCCUGCUGCAGAGGCAGCUCGACGUCGACAUCCUCAUCUCUGGACACACGCACAAGUUCGAAGCCUUCGAAAACGAGAACAAGUUCUACAUCAACCCUGGCUCGGCAACUGGAGCCUACAACAUACUGGAAAGCAACAUCAUCCCGUCCUUUGUAUUGAUGGACAUCCAAGCAUCCACAGUGGUGACGUACGUCUACCAGCUCAUCGGAGAUGACGUCAAAGUGGAAAGGAUUGAGUACAAGAAAUCCUAAAGCCAGGGCUGUAAAGGGAGGGAGGGCCAUGGUUGCCUUGGAGCUUGAUGUUGACCAAGAGGAGUGGCCCUAGCAAGAAGAGCGGCUGUUAUUCCAAGGGACAACACUGAACACCCUGCCAAUAUGCAACAUUCUUCAUUUUGAUAUUUGAAAUAUUUUGAUAAAGAUGUUUCUUACUACUAUACUUGCUGUUUCCACUUCAUUCUUGUGCUUAUUGGUUAUUUCGUAAUCUCAGGUUUACGCAAAUUAACGCGCUGCCACUGUGUCCCCGCUAGAAAAACUUGCCUCAGAUUGCAACCUACACAUAUCAUGAUAUUGAAAACAAUGUUGUUUUUCCUAAACUUACCUCUCUUUGAAUUAUGAAAUCCUACAAUAGAAAAUAAGUAUUUUAACUGUCUGGUUAAAAGUCCUUGAAUAAAGAUGGCGAAGUAGUGCA